Echinostoma caproni is the source of this 1125-nucleotide messenger RNA. The record is from the annotation of a GenBank genome assembly. NCBI's taxonomy places the organism in Eukaryota, Metazoa, Platyhelminthes, Trematoda, Plagiorchiida, Echinostomatidae.
AUGAAGUCGAACGGUAUUGUGACCGCGCCUUUCAUCACAUUUAGUUUGAUCGCUUUCGAUCGGAUUUCUUGCAGUUAUCUCUCUCAGGCAGUGGUCAACGUCUUUGCCAAUUUGGCGGCUUUUGUCCAAGGUGCACCAAAACUAUAUCGAUUCUUGAGUCGGCUGUUGGAACACUAUGUUCAUCUGGGGGUGGAAAUGGAGCGUGAUAAUAAGAACGGAUCGUUGACUGAUCUGACUGAAUUGCGUACUCGAUUGUGCAUUCUUUUGGGAAACAAUGCAGAAGCAACCUCGUUAAUUCAUCGAAUGAACGGGACGCAUUGUGUCUAUCUGAUGGCCGUAUAUAGACUGGAAUCUCUCUGUGUCACUCAUUCCAACGAUCCCGAGGCUCUUCAUCGAAUUUUCCUCUAUCUGGAGGACAGUAUCAUUAUCCGAGAUAAAUUUGGAAUGUGGACAUGCAUUACUCAAGUGGCGGUUCAAGUAUUCAACAAAUAUCUGGCUCGAAUGAAAGGAAUGCCAUUGAGAAGUGAUCGGGAAAGGAUUAUGGACAUGCAUGCACAAUUUCUAUUGGUGAAAUUUCUUCACGUUCAAAAAGGACUCCGAAUUGUGGCAGACGAAUUCCUGAGUAUGCUAGCUAAAGACUUCCCGCAUAUCAUGUGGAGCGGGCGCGUGUUGUACACAAUGCUUGAUGUUACCCAACUGCUUUCACAGUCAUUAGAAGUGGACCCGAAUGAGCCUGCUCCCGUGUACCAAGUCCCGGGAACUAAUCUGGAAUUGGUUAUCACCGACGGUCUACAAGAUCGUGAAGAAAUGCUCAGUGAUUUUGUCAAACGAUGCAAAGGUAUCAUCGAGGUAGGGCUCCAAUGGGCUCCGAGCCUCGUCCGAUCCCAUUUGGCUGAAUAUAUGCUCCAAUUGCCUCGUUCUUCGCCUGGAGCUUUUCAUCACACGGGACUUGCAUUGAUCACAGAGUCUGUGCUAAACUUUGCCGGUUUCAAUCGGACAGCUUCAUGCCUCACGCCGGCCGCUUUGGAAAAACGUCCAAGUUGUGCGAAGCUAGAUUCUUCCAGUUUCAUGUUCAAUCUGAUUUUGCGCAAUCGAUUCCUUGGAGAGGUGAGUGUCGUUCACUGA